AUGUCGCCGACGGCCAGAGGCGCGAAAUACAGGAACAGAGACGGCUCCAAGUUCAUCACCUUGCCCGAUACCAUGUCAGCUCCCGAUUCCGCACAGCCCUCGCCCACGACUUCCGCUGCCUCUGGCGCAAAGCCACAGGCUAUCGGGGCAUCUGGCACGACAAGCAACGGGCCUGCCCCGGUACCAGCAAAUGUCAACCGGAAGAAGCAGAAGCGUCGUGAAAAGGCCGCUGCCAAAGCCGCCGCCGAGGCGGCUUUGAAUGCGGAAAAUGCCAACGGCGCAUCAAAUUCCGUAGGCCACAGACCGAAUCACGAUCCCGACCAGGAGGACAGCGAGGACGAUGAAGACCAGUUCAACAACCAGCUUCACCAGGCACAUGCUCAAGUGAACGGCCGUAUACCUGACUCCGCACCCAAGUCCAAGAAGUCCAAGAAGAAGAGACACAAGGGCGCCGCAGCGGCAGGGGAGCUGGCAGAUCAGCCGGACUCUCCGACGCCCCAGUUAAACGCGCCUCACCCAUCCGGGAUCUCCAAGGAGCGGAUUUGGAAUACCAGUUCCCAGGAGGAGCGGGAGAGGAUCAAGGAAUUCUGGCUCGGGCUCGGCGAAGAUGAGCGCAAAUCGCUCGUCAAAGUCGAGAAGGAGGCCGUGCUUAAGAAGAUGAAGGAGCAACAGAAACACACAUGCAGCUGCUCAGUGUGUGGCAGGAAGCGACACGCGAUAGAGGAGGAACUGGAGGGCCUGUACGACGCCUACUACGAGGAGCUCAAGCAGUUUGCGAACCACCCCCAACAAGACGGACACCCGCCCUUGAUGGGUGCGUCGCGGCACUUUGGAUUCCACCACGGCAACAGGUUCCCGAGUUACGCAGGGCACCAACCCUCACGCGGGCGAAUAGUAGAGCACGUCGGCGAAGACGAUGAGGACGAUCUGGAGGAGGAUGCCUAUAGUGAGGAAGAGCUCGACGACGAAGACGCCUACAGCGACGAGGAGCCUGAAGAGGAGAUACAUCGCGACUACGCUUCCGAAUUCUUCAACUUCGGAAGCAGUCUGACAGUUCAGGCCGACGACUUACUGAAAAACGACGGCAAGAAGUUCAUCGAAAUGAUGGAACAGCUAGCCGAGCGACGUAUGGCACGCGAGGGCGACUUUGCUCAAGACCAGUACUCUCGGAGCUACGGGCAUGGUGUCAACGGCGGGCUUCCCGGUCAUGAUCACCCUCCACCUCCACCAGUCGACGACGAGGAAUACGAGGACGAUGAGGACGAAGACUACGAUUCUCAAGAGGAUGACGAGUACGAGGAAGAAGACGACGACACUAUGACCGAAGAGCAACGCAUGGAGGAAGGCCGUCGGAUGUUCCAAAUCUUCGCUGCGCGAAUGUUUGAGCAAAGGGUACUCCAAGCAUACCGCGAAAAGGUAGCGAGGGAACGACAGGCCAAACUCAUGGAGGAGGAGGAAGAGGAGCUACGGAGGGAAGCGGCCCGCAAAGAGAAGAAAGCCAAGGAGGCCCAGAAGAAGAAAGAGAAGGCAGCCCAGAAGAAGCAAGCCCAGGCCGAAGAAAAGGCACGCAGAGAGGCUGAGAAAGCGGCUGAGGAGGAGGAGCGACGGCGAGAAGAGGCUCGUAAGGCGGAAGACGCGAGAAGGAAGGCCGAGGAGAAGCGCAAGAAGAAGGAGGCCCAGAGGAAAGCCGAAGAAGACGAACGGGCAAGAAAGGAAGCCGAGCGACAACGCCAAAAGCAACUCCAGGCCGAUCAGGAGCGAAAAGCGAAAGAGGCCAAGGACCGUGAGAAGAAGGCUCGCGAGGAGGCUCGCCUCAAGGAGAAAGAAGAGCGGGAGAGGUCGGAUCGCGAGGCCAAGGAACUCAAGGAGAUGCAAGAAUCGCAAAGACGGCAGAAGGAGCUCGAGAGCAAAUCCUCGGAGAACGGGAACAAGUCGACCCAAAAGCAGAAACAGGAGGAACGUGCAGCUAAGAAAGCAGCGGCCCUGGCCACGGCUCCUGUCACGAUGACGCUUCCAAAACGGCCCGCCCAGCAUCCAACAAAUCCAGCAUUGCCCGUCCUACCUCAGCAGCCGCCCACAGCAGCUUUUGCUUCGCCGAAACCUUCCGUCGCGACGCCGGCCUUACCAAAGGCACCGACGCCGAUGCGGCCGCGACAGUCCUCGCAACAGGACACGAGCUCUUCAGGCCCAGGGACGACAUCGCUGUCCGGGUCUACGAGUCACGACCCGUCUCCAAGCUCCAACACACCAGCCCAGACCAGUCCGCGGCCGUCUGGGCCCCCGAGUGCCCGAGGCAGCACAGCAAGUCAGCAUUCGGCGAAUGUGUCCCGGGCGAUGUCGCCGGCGCAGUCGAGCGGUGCGAGGUUCCCUUCCGGCCAGCCCGCUCCCAUCAACAUUCCACCCAUGGGCAUGCCGUUCCCUCCUGGGCUCCCGCCCCCAGGCUUUGGGAACCCUCUAUUUCCGCCCGGGCCUCCAGGCUUCAGACAGCCGCCGCCCGGGAUGGUUCCACCGGGACUAAGCAGUCCUAUGCUUGGCCGAGGCUUUCCUGCACCUGCACCGCCACCUGGGUUCGGCCAACCGACUUCAGAUCUAGUGUCACCUUUCAAUCCCUCAUCGAAAGACGCAGCUCCGGGCACACACACGCGGCAGCAGUCAGGAGGCUAUGACUCUCCAUCUCUGCAUGCCGCCCAGCCCAUCGGUCGACCCACACCCAUCGGACGGCCCUCGUCCGUCGUCCAUGGGCAACGGCCGCAUUCAGGCUCCCCGCCAAAAGCUCCGCAGCAGGACCCUGACGACAUGCAGGAUCACUUGGGAAGUAGCGCGUUGCUGGACGACUCUGAAGACGUCCUACCGACGCUCCCCGACUUCCAGCCAGGCUUACGUCGAGGGUACGUCGCCCCGGGCCGACCAGGGCCGGCUUUUCCGCCAGCUCCCUUCGCCGAUCCGGCAAUUGCUUCCAUGUGGGGCAGCCCCAUGCAGCCGCCUGGAAUGAGCCCAUUUGCUCAGACACCCGUGGCUCCUCCUGGGUUCGGUGGUCCCGUUGGAUGGCCCGCCAGCCCAAGCCUCGGGUUCAGUGCGCCUAUCGGCAUCGGUCGUGUUGCGCCAGCUCGCCCACCAGCCAGCGUUGCGAUACGGCAGAUCCUGUGCAAUGUCUGCCGCGACCUUGCCAUGAAGGAGCCUGCUAAAGACGGCUUCAUUCCUCUCAGUUCUCUGCAGGAGGCAAUGAAGACAUACGUCGACUUCAAUCCCAUGGGUGACGGCCCGCUGACAGAGAACGACAUCGUGGCGCUCUGCGAAACGGAGGGAAAUAUGGCGAACGGUGGCGGAAACUUCGACUUGGCUGACGAGGCUGGCACGAAGAGCAUCCGGUGGAACCCAGACAAGAUGGCUCAGCCGUUGGGCGCUUUUGGUGCGCCUGGCCAGAUCGGAAGUCCUGUAUUAGGGUCGUCCUUUGGCCAUUAG
Messenger RNA from Diaporthe citri, 3462 nucleotides. RefSeq lists its product as uncharacterized. NCBI's taxonomy places the organism in Eukaryota, Fungi, Ascomycota, Sordariomycetes, Diaporthales, Diaporthaceae. The coding region runs from base 1 to 3462 and encodes 1153 amino acids. The record is from RefSeq and is a predicted model, not a curated record. The transcript has 3 exons.